AUGGCCUCGACAUCUUACGCUCGCCCUAGCUCCUCGCAGCUGCCCCCCUCUGUUUUCAACCCGCGGCGGCAUGUCAAUGUACAACCCGAGCGCGUCUCGGACGUGUCGAACACGGAGUAUCCUGGUCACUACCCCGACGAGGACCACAGCUGGGACUUGCAGAAGUUCAAGCAGACUCUAAACGUAGAGGUCAAGAGACUCUCGCAGCGGUCGAUCGAAUUUGACCUGGUGGGCGUCGAUGCGUCAAUCGCGAACGCGUUCCGGCGGAUCCUCAUUGCGGAGGUGCCGACAAUAGCCAUCGAGUAUGUCUACAUGUGGAACAACACGUCGGUCAUCCAGGACGAGGUCCUCGCGCACCGUCUCGGGCUUGUCCCGCUCAACCUAAACCCGGCGCUCUUCGACUUCCGCGACGCCAGCGGGGUCCCGACGGACCGCAAUACGCUCGUGUUCCGGCUGAACGUGGCGUGCGAGCUGGACAAGAGCACGCCCAAGGGUGCGCCGAAACAGUACAUACAUGAUCAAGUGACGAGCGGCGACCUCGAGUGGGUCCCGCAAGGUGAACAAGAGACCGCAUUCGGGGACCGCAUACCUGGCCCGACGAACCCGAACAUUGUCCUGGCAAAAAUGCGACCAGGACAAGAAAUCGAGUUGGAGCUGCAUGCAGUCAAAGGUGUUGGCAAGGAGCACGCAAAAUGGAGUCCAGUCGCAACGGCCUCGUAUCGCACACAUCCGUUGAUUCUCCUCAAUCCCUCCAUGCCUGUGCCACCGCAUCUGGCACAAAAAUUUGCUAAAUGUUUUAGCCCGGGUGUCGUGCAAGUCAGUGCUGACGGAGAGGUGUCUAUCGACGAGCACAACCUGCGAAAAGAAAGCAUGUCGCGGGAGGUUCUGCGGCACAAAGAGUUCGAGGGGUGCGUCGAGUUGAAGCGCAUCCGGGAUUGGUUCAUCUUCACGGUCGAGUCGGAGGGCCCGUACGCGCCCGAGGCGCUCUUCCCGGAGUCGGUGCGUGUGAUGCGCGAAAAGAUUGCGAACAUCCGGCGGGCGGCGGAGGCGCUACUCGCGGAUGCGGAUGGUGGGGGCGGGGUAGGCGCGGACGGGGAUGUGGAGAUGGCUGGUGUCUGA
Messenger RNA from Postia placenta MAD-698-R-SB12, 1119 nucleotides. RefSeq lists its product as hypothetical. The transcript is spliced from 8 exons. The record is from RefSeq and is a predicted model, not a curated record. Gene Ontology annotation, cellular component: RNA polymerase I complex; RNA polymerase III complex. NCBI's taxonomy places the organism in Eukaryota, Fungi, Basidiomycota, Agaricomycetes, Polyporales, Adustoporiaceae. Gene Ontology annotation, molecular function: DNA binding; protein dimerization activity. Gene Ontology annotation, biological process: DNA-templated transcription. The coding region runs from base 1 to 1119 and encodes 372 amino acids.